Myzus persicae (green peach aphid) is the source of this 573-nucleotide messenger RNA. RefSeq names its product probable very-long-chain enoyl-CoA reductase art-1. The record is from RefSeq and is a predicted model, not a curated record. Lineage: Eukaryota; Metazoa; Arthropoda; Insecta; Hemiptera; Aphididae. Bases 110 to 565 code for a protein of 151 amino acids. Gene Ontology annotation, molecular function: oxidoreductase activity, acting on the CH-CH group of donors. The transcript is spliced from 3 exons. Gene Ontology annotation, biological process: very long-chain fatty acid biosynthetic process.
UUUUAAUUAUUAUUUUUGUUUUCUUAGAGUUGCUGCUUACUGUUGGUCAUUCCAUUAUAUAAAGCGUGUGCUUGAAACAUUGUUUGUUCAUCGUUUCUCUCAUAACACAAUGCCAAUAAUGAAUCUAUUUAAAAACUGUACAUAUUACUGGUGUUUUACUGCUUUUGUUUCAUACUUUGUUAGCCAUCCAUUGUAUACUCCACCAUGUACAGUUCAAUUUUACUUUGGUCUUGGUACUUUUAUUUUUUGUGAAUUGGGAAACUUAAGUAUUCACAUUGCACUGCGAAAUCUUCGUCCACCGGGUACCAAAGUCAGGCGUAUCCCUGUUCCUACUAUAAAUCCUUUUACACUUCUUUUUAAUUUUGUUUCUUGCCCUAACUACACUUAUGAGGUUGGUAGUUGGAUUGGAUUUACCAUAAUGACAUCUUCAUUUUCAGCUGGAAUAUUCACUAUUGCUGGACUUUACCAAAUGGCGGUAUGGGCUCUUGGCAAACACAGAAACUAUAAUAAAGAAUUUUCUGAUUACCCAAAAUAUAGAAAGUCAAUCAUACCAUUUUUACUUUAAUUUGUACU